AUGUCCCUCGUGGCUCUCCUCCGCCAUGGCCUCCGCCUCCUGCUGCCGCUGGCGGUAAUCUCGACCUUCUACCUCUACCUCUAUCCCGUCUUUCUGGGAUGCGCUUUUCCUGUCGCUCCAAGCGGCAGCGCAUCAACCAGUCCGAGCCACGUUGCCGACACCAGCGCCGCCGCUUUCCUCGAGGCUGCGCGACAGCAUAUCCCUCUUCCAGUUCCGCUCCGAUCGAGCGAUGCUCGCCCCGCGCCUUUCCGUCUUCUCGCGCUUGGGGACCCCCAGCUCGAGGGCGACACGUCCAUUCGAAAGCACAACGGCCCCAUCUUUCCUCACGCGAGAAGCUUUUGGUCCCAUGUGACCCUCCAGUCGAGUCAUUCGUUGCGCCAGCGCAUUCGUCACUCUCUGCACGACGUUGUCGAUGUGUUCUUGGAGGACGUCUUUGACGAGCUCGAGUCGAUUCGCAAGCGCAUAGACCUCUUUGGCAACGACUUUUACCUGGCACAUAUUUUCCGAACGGUACACUGGUGGACUGGCCCUACCCACGUCACGGUGCUUGGGGACCUGCUGGGCAGCCAGUGGAUUGGCAUUGAAGAGUUCCGGCGCCGCGGCCGCCGGUACUGGGAUCGCGUGGUGCGAGGGGCCGAAAAGGUUCCAGACGAAACCGCAGUGUUCCCGGCUAUGGAGUAUGACCUCACAGACUACCUUUCGGUGUCUGGUGAGCCCUCCGCCGUGUGGCCGCGUCGUGUCAUCAACGUGGCCGGCAAUCACGACAUUGGGUACGCAGGCGACAUCAACCAAGACCGGUUUGGGCGAUUCGAGCGCCUGUUUGGCAAGGCGAACUACGAGCUGCGCUUCGAGCUACCCAUUGAAGACCCGAAACUCAACGCCACAGUUGUGGAUGACGAGGAAAACCCAGAGUCGGAUCGCCUAUCCCCCGAGAUUCGCGUCAUUGUCCUGAACGACAUGAACCUGGAUACUCCGGCCAAAGACACGUCUCUGCAAGACGACACAUAUGCCUUUAUUAACGCUGUCAUUGAGACUUCAGCAGCUGUAGAAUACAGCGGUCAUUUCACCGUUGUGCUAACUCACAUCCCGUUGUACAAGCCUGAAGGUGUUUGCGUCGAUGCGCCCUUCUUCGACUUCCACGGUGACCACGACGGUGGCGGAGUCAAGGAGCAGAACUUGCUCUCGGCUGACGCCAGCAAGGGCUUUCUUGAGGGCAUUUAUGGCAUGAGCGGUAACACGGAAGCGCCCGGCAACGGCAGAGGUCGUCGCGGCGUGAUCUUGAAUGGACACGAUCACGAGGGCUGUGAUACGUAUCACUACAUCAACCAGACGAAAGCAGAUCAGGAUCGGUCAUGGCAGGUCGAGCCUUGGCCAACAGCCAAGGGUCGCGGCACAGUCGGCGCAGCUGGUGUUCCGGGGCUCAGGGAGAUCACGGUCAGGAGCAUGAUGGGUGACUUUGGCGGCAACGCCGGUCUUCUCAGCGCUUGGUUUGACGAGUCCUCGUGGAGCUGGCAGUUUGAAUAUGCAACCUGCGCCUUGGGCACCCAGCACUUUUGGUGGUUCGUUCACAUCAUCGACCUGAUUGCAAUCGCUGCACUUGGUGCUUACGGCGUCCUAUCUGUGAUGGCGACAAGCAGCGCGUCCGUUUCUUCACCAGUCUUGGUGGGAAAGAAAAUGGUUCAAAAUGGGGAGGCCAAAUCAUAA
Colletotrichum orchidophilum is the source of this 1704-nucleotide messenger RNA. RefSeq lists its product as uncharacterized. The transcript has a single exon. Gene Ontology annotation, biological process: GPI anchor biosynthetic process. The coding region runs from base 1 to 1704 and encodes 567 amino acids. The record is from RefSeq and is a predicted model, not a curated record. Gene Ontology annotation, cellular component: endoplasmic reticulum. NCBI's taxonomy places the organism in Eukaryota, Fungi, Ascomycota, Sordariomycetes, Glomerellales, Glomerellaceae.